CAGUAUGGCUUCGAUGGCCUGAAGAGUGCAGUCGUAAUGACAUGUUGUCUGUUUCUUCUGUAUUUAGGACAUUGUUGUACUUGACUUUAAUAUGUGAUAGUAAAUUCUAAGAAGUUGUCAUAAUGUUGUACCGGGGCAGUUGAUAUUGGGCUUUAAAUGAAGUUAAUGUAAACGUUCAAGAUUUGUAUUUUACGAGGAUAAUCCGUAUUUAUGUAUGAUUCAAAUACAAAGUUGAUAUGCAUACGUAAAACUCAACCUUAUUUCUAUAAAUGGAUUAUACAUAUUGUGAUGGAAUGCAAAAUCAUUUUCAGACAAUGACUGAAAUAAUUUAAAAGUCAUGAGUGUUUUCUUAUGAACUCAAGGAAAAGAUGCUUUGACUUGGGUAUUGGAUAGAACUUCAUUGGUGUUCGUUUAGUUUCUAUCCAUUAGAAAUAAAUGUUGGAAAUGUCCGAAUACCAGUGGGCAUAUUCACUUGUGGAUUCAUCACGGGUGUCAACUUUCCUCAUUUCUAUACUUCUCAUAGUGUAUGGUAGCUUCAGGUCUCUGAACAUGGAACAAGAAGCAAAACAGAAGGAAAAAGAACGGAAUGGGCAAUCUGAUAACAGUUUUAAGAAAUAGUGUCUUGCUUUUGUUGUCACUGGUGUGAAAAUGUGCAAACUUUGGACACGAUGCAGGCAUUGUGUCUACCACUUGGGGCCUCGAUUUCUCUUCUCGUCAUGUUUUUCUUUUUCGAUUCCAUGCAGAUGCUCUUCGCUAUAUGUACAGCAAUCAUAGCAACCAUAGCAUUAGCUUUUCUACUACUGCCAAUGUGUCAAUAUAUCAUUCGACCGUGUUCUGAUGGAAACAAAAUAUCAUUUGGUAUGUGUGGGAGAUUUACAGCAGCUGAACUAGUUUCUUUUGCCUUGUCAGUCACAAUAGUCUGUAUAUGGGUUUUGACUGGACAUUGGUUGCUUAUGGAUGCCAUGGGGAUGGGCCUCUGUGUUGCAUUUAUAGCCUUUGUCCGUCUACCCAGUCUUAAAGUUUCUACCCUGUUGCUGACAGGACUUUUAAUAUAUGAUGUGUUUUGGGUAUUUUUCUCAUCCUACAUAUUUAAUGCUAAUGUGAUGGUAAAAGUUGCAACAAGACCAGCUGAAAAUCCGGUUGGCAUUGUUGCUAAAAAACUACAUUUGGGUGGAGUUGUUCGAGAAGCUCCAAAGUUAUCUCUUCCGGGAAAAUUAGUUUUCCCCAGCAUGCACAACAAUGGCCAUUUUUCAAUGUUGGGACUAGGGGACAUAGUGAUGCCUGGUCUGCUGCUGUGUUUUGUAUUGCGAUACGAUGCAUACAAAAAGGCCCAAAUUAGUUUAGCAGAGACGGGAGUUCCUCCGCCUAAUCAACUAAACAAAAUUUCAUAUUUUCAUUGCUCUCUCAUAGGAUACUUUUUAGGUUUAUUGACUGCCACAGUUUCAUCAGAAGUAUUCAAAGCAGCUCAACCCGCAUUAUUGUACCUUGUCCCUUUCACUCUUUUACCGUUACUCACCAUGGCAUACCUCAAGGGAGAUCUGCGCCGAAUGUGGAGUGAACCUUUCAUUGUAACAAUACCUUCAAAACACCAAGAAGUUUGACAGCUCCUCAGUAGCAGUUGCUUUUUAUUGUCCAAAGUUGCUGCUGCUAAUUUUAUAUAGAAAAUGUGAGACUCAAGUGAAUAUUAUUAUUCAUGACAGAUUUCUGACUGUUUCAGCACAGGUGAUUGCUGCUCAUAGUUGUAACAUUAAUCAUGGAGAAUGCAAAAUUACUGCUGUUUGAUUUAGCUCACAAAAAAUUUGACAUUCUCUUUCAUGACAAUUCAGUGGUUCUGAAUACUUGUUUAAAAAUAUUCAGUGUGAAUACUUGUUUUGGGGGUUAUUAAUUAUAUUGUAAAGACAAGCAUUUAAUCUAUACGAAUAUGUUAUUUUUAAAAAAUUUCCUCUAUGUUUGAAAUUUGAUUUAGUCAAAAAUUAAAUGAAAAGAGAAAGCCCUAAUAAUCAAUUAAUCCCUAAUCAAUUUGUUUCUCAUCUGAAAAAAAAAAAAAAAAAAAAACUCAAAAGUUGUAAAUAUGUAAAUAAAUUGAGAUUUAUUUAUUAAUACAAUGGUAGGAUAUUCUUUGUGUAUAAACAGGCAUGGUUUUUUAUGCUUUUUGAAAUUGAUAUCCUAUGAGGUUUCUAUAACAUGUUUUAAAGCAAAAGUAUUCUAUGCAUUUAAAAGGGACAAGAGCUUAGUUCAGUAAUUUAGUUGACAGAAAUGUGGUGAUUUAUUUUACCAGAUGAAAAAAUGGGAGCAUAAAAAGUUACAUUAAAUAGUUUCUUUUGAGUGUUUCAUAUCAGUUUGAUGUGAUGCACAAGAAAAUCAUGUUUCAUAUUGUAAUAAAUCAUACACAGUACAUUUACAGAAAGUUUUAAAGAAAAGAAUUUUUUAGUAAUCCCAGUGAUGUUGCCAAAUGAUUUAGAAAUAGCUAUUAUUAAUCUCAUGCAUAUUAUUAAUUACAUCUCAAAAUGCUUCCUGUAAAAAAAAAAAAAAAAAAAAAAAAAAAAAAAAAAAAAAAAACUGUUCUUUAUCUUAUGAUGAGCAUUUUGUUCAAGCCUUAAUCAUUAACAUGCAUGAUAGUCCUCUUAAAAUGUUUCCCCUACUGAAAUUAAAUAACAAACGAAGUUUUUAAGUUUGAAAUAUUUUUCAUGGUUCCCUACCCAUUUACAUGCGUAAUAUUUAAUGAAAUUAAGUAACAAAUAGAAUUUAAAUUUGAAAAAAUAUGUCAGAUUCCUUACUAUUACUGUUGAACACUGACCGCUGACUACAAACUGUCAUUUUAUUAAGAACACUGCUUGAAAAUUAUUGUAUGCUUUUGGAAAAAAAAAUAUUAAAUGCAAUUCUUUGUUUGACUUUAUGCAGCUGAUAUUUAUUAUUAUUAAAUCAGAACUGAGCAAUAAGAAGCAGUAGAACAGUAACUGUGAAUUUAAAUAGGUCAGGAGUGGUGGUGGUGGGGAAAGGUUAUUUUACUCUUGACUUGGACAAAAUUACAUAAUCAUGAUAAGUGACAAGUGUAUUUUGACCACAGAAUCUUCAGUUUUAGAUGAUCCAAAUACAUGCUAGGUUCAUAAUUAUCUUUAAAGAAAGCAGAGGAAUUUACAUCUGAUGGAGAUAUUGUAAGUUCUAUGUUUGUAAUAGAACAUGAAGUAGAUUUUUAUGAAGAAUUUAAAUUAAUAUGCCAGAAAAAGAUUCAGCUAGUAUAUAUAUUUUUGUUGCAUGUCCUGAAACACUGUAGAUGUACUCUGUAUGCUGGAAUUCAAAAGGUGAUUUUAGAAACUUGAAUUUUAUUAAAAAGUACUGCAAUCAUGUAGGUUAAUUUACAGUUCUUUUGGUGUGUUUAUAUCAAAUCAAACUUGUUUAAAAAACUUAAAAAGCCCUUAGUUCAUAUCUUUAGGCCUUUAAUCCUCUCUGUGCAAAAAUUUUUUGAUCUACUUUGAAGUGCUAUUUUUGUGUGAUAUUUAUUAUCUAAAUUUUUCUUCAAUUGUAUAUUUUACUUUGUGUUUUCAUGAAAUGAUACUAUGAAGAAAAUACCUUUGUGUAGUUAAUAGUAAGAAUUUAAGUAAUAUAACAAGUAAAGAAUUUAACAUAAAAAUUAGCAUGAAUGAGCAAGAAAGUACUGCUGAUUGCAGUUUCUUUGAAACUUAGUUCAGUUCUAUUGAAGUAUUGCUGCCCCUUGCAAUAUAAAAUUAGUGUUAUAUGUGGAUUAAAAUAAUUCUCAGUUAAGGAGGGAAAAGUAUUCUGGACUGAGGUACAUGACAUAUGGGAUUAGAAACAUCUUUUAAUAAUUACAACAAAGUACAAAUGCUUAUAAAAAUUGUCAAGUAUAUUUUAUUAAUAUAAACUAUAUUAAUUUGAUUAUUGGAAAACAUGAAAUAUUAAAUUUUUUUAAACCCCUUCUUUUGAAAAUAAUUUGAAUGGCAGGAUGCUGAGAAAAGCUUGCCAGCCAUAGAAAUGUUAAAUUUAAAAAAUCUUAUUUAUCAUUGUUGAUGGUAUUUUUUAGGCUGUUAGAUACUUUGGAAGUAUAAUCUAAUACCAUCAAAAUUGUCUCCCUUGGCCAAAGAGGCAGAAAUAUUUGAAAAAAAUAAUGUUAUGCAAAUUGUUAACAUAUCUUAUGAUCAAAUAAAUGUAGUUAUGUCAUUCAAGAGUAUACAAAAUAUACCAUUGCUAGUUCAUUGUACAUGAGAGACACAAAAAUCAAGCAGAUUUGCAGCAGAGGUAAAAACUAAGUUAUACCUAUGAAACAAUUUUAAAUAAUGUAACUUACUGAUAGAAAAUAGCUGAGAUAUUUUAUUGUUUCCAUAUCAUGGGAAUUCAACCGAGGCUGGUUUUUACACCUCUAGUGCUGGGUUUAAAAUUCCAAAAUAAGACAUGGAUACUUAUGUAAUAAAUAUUUUUAUAUUAACAAAACUAUCUCAGCUGAUGUUUUUGAGUUCAGUAUAGUCUCAGUUUUUAUUUACUUGUUAAUUAUUUACUCAGCAUUUGCUUCAGCAACCAUAUUAAGGAAUAAUAAAUGAGCUAUUCGUAAGUUGACUUUAGUUACUGCUUCAUAAUUACUUUUUAAUUUUACGAAUAAAUUUCACAGUAAUGAUGCAUUCUGUUUUAAACUUUUAAAUUUUAAUGGUUGUUCAUUUUCUGUGAGAUUUGAAUGCCAUGUUGCAUGCUUAGUUUAGUAAUGAUGAUGUAUAUUGCACUCUUUGCUUUCAUCUCAUAGCCAUAAAACUUUUUCAAUUAAUUCUAUGGUAAAUUCUAUGGUCCAUUUAUAAAUCCAUUAAUAAUGGUCCAUUAAUAAAUCCAUUAAUUUUCAAUUAAUUCUAUGGUCCAUUCUGCUUUAGAAGCACACACUCAAGGUCUGCUUUUAUCUUAUUUGAUUUUGAGAGUAACAUGAUGAUGGUAGGUAAUGAAUGAAAUACAAAGAACAAAAUAUCACAUAAUACUUUGACAGACCGUACCAAGCGCACCUCUGUAGCAAAAAUGUCAACACACUCGUGAAGGUAGGUAAUGAAUAAAAUAAAAAGAACAAAAUAUCACCGAGUACCUUGACAGACAAUACUACAUGCACUGCUACAGCAAAACUGUCAAUAUACUCAUAUGUCGUGCAAUGCACAAACAUUCGUCUAUUGGGAAUAAUUUUUAAAAACAACGACAAAUGGGAAUAGGGCCACUCACAAUCAUUCUUUUCAACUCAACUAUCAGCCAUUGUGUAAUUUUAUGUAUUUUUUAUGUAGAAAACAAUAUUCCAAGGGCCAGAUUAAAAACAAGUGGUGAGCCGUAGUUUGCCGACCUCUGGGCUAAACAAAACCAUUAACUUCCCAAUAAAAUAAACAAAUUAUUCCAAAUUCUAUUUGUUUAACCAAACAUUCUUAACUUUAGAGUAAUAAUAUUUAUUUUUUAUUAAUAAAUGUACUUCAAAAUCGCAUUGCUUUUUAGUGAAAUAUAUUCCAAUAAUUUUUAUUUGUAAAACAAUGUACAAAUUUUUCUUUGUUUGAGAAUGUUCAAGGUACAGCAGUUUAAUGCUCUGACAUUCACUUUAUAUAUGCAAUAACAUGGAAAUAUUGGCGUGUCCUACUAACAACUGGAAUUAUUCUAAUUUGUGCACAAGUUCUGCUUUUUAAUUAUUAAAUUCAUUAUUUAAUAUAUACAUUACUCAGCUCUUUAGUUUUGUUUAUUUAUAACCGACAUCUCAAUGAAUAAUUGAAAUUCAUUUUUAUUUGAGAAUUGGUAUGAAAUUUUAUUUUUGCAACUUAGAACAUUUCUGAAUUGCUAAAAAUGCAUACUUUCAAUGUGGAAUAUUGUUUUGAUAUCUCAUACUGUCUUCUAUUCACAGAUGUUAGAAGUUUAAAUGAGAUUCAAAAAAUGGUAAGAAAUCAAGUUUCCUUUUUAAUGGAAUAAUUUUCAAAUAUUUAUAAAUUUUCUUAUAAAUUACUGUUUCUAAAUUUUAAACGGAGUUAAUGACUCAGUAGGACUUCAGAUACCCAUAUUGCUUGAUCUCCUUUCAACAUCAGGUAAAAUUAACCUUUUUGUUUAUUAAUUUAUAUUUUUAAGAAUUAUUCUACCAUUUUAAAUAGGUAAACACAAACAGAAUGUACUACCUUGCUUUAAAUUGAAUCAAGAAGCUUAUCCUAAAUAAUGCCUACAUGCAACCAACAAUCACCCCCCCCCAAAUCCAAAAGUAUUGCGACAUAAUCAUGAAAUCAAUUGGGAGAAUUUUCACAUAUGUGUUCAAGCUCAUGGGUACAGUGAAACUAGGUAACAUAAGUUUAUAUUUGAUUUCUCUUUAGACAUUAUUCGUACUAUGGAUUAAAUAUCACUGUUACACAUUCUAAGCAUUCAUAGUAUAAUAUAGUUUUAGCAUUCAUAUUAACAAAUUUUAGAGAUUUAUACUCUAAGCCACUGUUAGUCAUAGAAGGUUAAUUUCAUACAUUCUUAUCUGCUCGAGAUAUGCAGCAUAGCAUUUGGUUUCUCAUUUGAAAGACCCACACUGCAAAUUCAAAUGGCCAGAGAACAUGAACGUCAUUUGAAGAACAUUCCUGUUGACCAACGCAGUGUACGGUUUAACACCUAUCUGUUAAAACCAAAGGUUGGCAGAGAAUUUUCAUGCACGAUUGCAUUAAUUUCAGUGGAAACUAUUUUAAUGCGAUUUUUAAUAUUUAAUAAUAUGUCUCAAUAAACUCCCUUUUUAUUCCUAACACUACUACAUAUAUUUGUUCUAGUUAUCCGUAACAUAGCCUUAGAAAGAAAGCUCAGAUCAUCAGACUCAGCCUCAUAUUAUUCUGCUAAUUUUAUAUAAAUAAAAUGUAUUAAUGGAAACAGGCUAUGCUUUUUUAAUGGAGGUAAAAUUACUUACUUAUGCAUUAUGCAUUUAAUUUUAAUUAUAUGUAAGCAAAAAUUAAUUUCAAUGAGAGAUAAGUUGAUUGUGUAAUCCAAAUUUCCAUUUAAAUUUAUUAAAAGUAAAAAUAUUUCAAUAAAUUUUGUAAAAUAAAAAUGUAAAAACAUGAUUUAAGACUAAAAUAUUCUUUUUAUUACAGUAAAUAUGUAUCUGGCAUAUGGGAAAGGGGGGAGGACUUGUUAAUCCAGACUGAUUGUCCAGUUCAAUCUAGCUAAUUCUACUGUAAAUUUGAAAAUAUUUAAUUUUAAUCAUUAAAUAAUUCUUUUCACAUAAUGUAUACCUCAGUUGAGAAUAUGUAACUAAAAAUAUAAAGUAGCAGGUGUCUUUGAAAAUAAUUUUUCUUCUCUCUCUCUCUCUUUUUUUUUUUUUUUUUUUUUUUUUUUUUUUAACCAUUGCAGCAGGUUACAAUUAAUAACUAGUAAUUACUAAUUCAGAAGUCAAACAACAAAAAUCAGUGUCAUAUUUUCAAAAUUUGUUAUUUGUUAUUUUCUGAAUUAGUAUUUGUUCGACGUAUUAUUGUGUCUUAAGUAGUAAUUAGUUGUAUGUUAGAAAUCAUUUGUCAAAUCUUGAUCAAUAAAAUACAUCUCAUUUCAAAAAGCAUAAAAUUUAGAUGUAAUUUAAAUCAAUUUGAAAAUAUGGAAUUUAUUUUGUAAAGAAAAUUCAUAAAAAAUUGUUUGAAAUAUUAAAUGGCAGCAGUAUUACUACUACUUAAUUUUAUGUAUUAAAGUGUUCAAAUCAGAUCUAAUCUAUUACAUCCUAUGUAUAUUUUCAUAGGGUAAUUUUAUUUGCCUCUAGGAGAAAAACUCAGCUGAGUGGUAACAUUCAAUAUUUGAUAGUAUUUAUCAAAUAUUCAGAAUUUUGUGGUAUUCUUUUGUUUUAAAAUGUCCUGCACACUGUGUGUGUCUUCUCAUAGGAAUUACAACUCAUUGUUAAUUUGUAUAUACUUCCAGUUUUUAUACUGAAAUUUAUGAAAUGAUCCUACUGAAUAAAAAGUAUGUCAUUUUUUUUU
Molecule: messenger RNA, 7934 nt
Organism: Stegodyphus dumicola
Lineage: Eukaryota; Metazoa; Arthropoda; Arachnida; Araneae; Eresidae
Gene: SppL
Product: signal peptide peptidase-like protein
Biological process (GO): membrane protein proteolysis
Cellular component (GO): lumenal side of endoplasmic reticulum membrane; cytoplasmic side of endoplasmic reticulum membrane; Golgi-associated vesicle membrane
Molecular function (GO): aspartic endopeptidase activity, intramembrane cleaving
Source: RefSeq, a predicted model, not a curated record